Messenger RNA from Tremella mesenterica DSM 1558, 1142 nucleotides. RefSeq lists its product as uncharacterized. The coding region runs from base 6 to 1031 and encodes 341 amino acids. The transcript has 5 exons. NCBI's taxonomy places the organism in Eukaryota, Fungi, Basidiomycota, Tremellomycetes, Tremellales, Tremellaceae. Gene Ontology annotation, cellular component: Atg12-Atg5-Atg16 complex; phagophore assembly site membrane; cytoplasm. Gene Ontology annotation, biological process: C-terminal protein lipidation; autophagosome assembly; autophagy of mitochondrion. The record is from RefSeq and is a predicted model, not a curated record.
GGAAUAUGACAUCGUCUAACCCCGCUCAUUCGUCCACUUCCCUUUUUCGUCAACUCACUUGGAAAUCUACCGUCCUUUUAGACAUCCGACUGGCAGAUGGCGAACCCGGCGCAGGCGGGCGUGUAGACAGAUACUAUAUGCAUGCACCUAGAUAUACAUAUCUCUCUUUGCUCAUCCCUGAGAUUCGAGAGAACCUCGUCGAGUUGGCAUUGGACGAUGAGCAGUUGGCGGCGACAGAUGAGAAGGAUUGGUGGUUCGAGGAAGAACCACAAGAUGGUGGAUUUGCGGGUCAAGGGGCUUGCAAGUGGCACUGGCCAAUAGACCUACACGACCUAGUCUCCACUAUCUCUCGUCCUGUUGACCCUACACUACCUUCGACGUCCUCAUCAUCAAAAUCCUCCCUUAUUCACCCACGACCCCUACGACUUCUGCUACAUCUCUCCGCACCACCAACAGAUAAACUGAUCAUAUCAAACGAUGUCGAAGAAUGCAAGUUACAAUACAUCAACCAGCUGAAAGAGGGAGACUUUGUUCGGUGGCGGAAUACGAACAAGGUGACAUCACUACGUCGAGCAGACCUUGAAGCGGGGUGGGAUGGGCUUGUUCAGGACGAUUUUGACUUGUAUUUGAGAAUAUCAAGUCGUAUCCUUCCCUUGCCCAUUCCUCCCGCCACCACAUCCCUUCCACCAGGCUCUCGACCUCCUUCCACAGACCCAUCAGGUGCUCCAAAGGCAGAAUCAUCCUACUCCGCUCGGGCCUUACCUAUCAAAUUGUAUCUGCCCGAUAAUGCUCCUGUCAUACAAGAGGUGAUACCCCCGUUGCUUUCAGAUGGGAAACCUCAGACCGUCAUUGGUAUGCUGAGACAACAUCUUUCUCUCCUCUUUCCUCCUGGCGCGAAUCCUUAUACCAUGGCAGUCCCCAUCUGCCAAGGCGUUCAAUUACCUCCCGAUGCUGAAUUAGCAUGGCUGGCAGCUUGUCUCUGUGGUGCGGACGGAUGGCUUCGGAUAGGGAUACAGCUGCGAUUGGACUGAUGCGACGUUAUCAGGAAUAUUUUGGUCGGUUGAUUUCAUAGCGGAUGACAUUGUUUUCUACACUCUAUCUGAUGCCAAUGUCAUGUGAUCAUUGUGUGAGAACCCUAAAAA